Messenger RNA from Rhincodon typus (whale shark), 1070 nucleotides. It is a transcript of the gene tgfa, whose product is annotated as transforming growth factor, alpha. The transcript is spliced from 6 exons. Gene Ontology annotation, biological process: positive regulation of mitotic nuclear division; positive regulation of cell population proliferation; epidermal growth factor receptor signaling pathway. Lineage: Eukaryota; Metazoa; Chordata; Chondrichthyes; Orectolobiformes; Rhincodontidae. The record is from RefSeq and is a predicted model, not a curated record. Bases 215 to 688 code for a protein of 157 amino acids.
AAAUCCCAACCUCGCUGUCAUCAACUGGUCGCUUCAGAUUUUUGCCUCAUCCAGGACAUCGCGGCUUUAAGAGCCGGUUCUGAAGUAAAAGGUUUCUCUCUUUUGCCUGGCAGGUCACUCUCUCCGGUUGCUUGACUGACUCUCGCUCAACUCACAGCAAUAUCACAGUCCACAGCGUGUGUGUGUGUGCAGAGGGAAGCAAGUGAGAGCUACAAUGUUCAGUUUCUAUGCGGAAGUCCUUCUCGUCCUUUCAGCCCUCGUCGUCACAGUCUGCAGUUCUCUGGAGAAUAGCACGUCGACUCUGACUGAUUCUCCGGUAGCCGCUGCUGUUCGGGCCCAUUUUGAGGAUUGUCCUGCGACUCACAGACACUUUUGUUUCCAUGGGACCUGUCGGUUUUUGGUGCAGGAGUCGUUGGCGGCCUGUGUCUGUCACACUGGCUACAUGGGCUCCCGAUGUGAGCAUGCCGACCUCCUGGCUGUGGUCGCGACCCAGCAGAAACAACAAGCCCUCACUACACUCUUGGUGGUAUCUGUCAUCGUCUGUGUUCUCCUGAUGGUAACCUGUGUCUUUCUGCACUGCUGUCAGAAACAGAGGAAGUGUGAGCUGUGGCGGAGGAUAUUUACCCGGCCUGAGGCCAGCCUUCUGAAGAGUAUGCCCCCAAGCGGACAGGGAGACACAGGAGUAUGAAGGAAGCUGCUCAACACCAGGUACAGGCCGCGUCUGACCUCGGCCCACCUCCCUCUCCCUGUCCCUCUGCUGUGCCUGAGCACUGGGACACGCACCUGUCCACACCAUUCCUGCCUCAACUGCGAUUCCGAGCACACAGCGGAAAGGAAAGCGUUAUGUAUUAUUGCCGGAUUCUGUUGCUUGUUCGUUUUUUUUUUGUCAAUUAAUUUAUGGAAGUCUUGAAGUGAAGCCAUCUCUCUGAGAGUGACAGAAUGUAAUUUAAAGCUAUCAAGAAGUAUCUGUGGGAUUUAUUUGAAUAUUUAAGGACCAGAGAAGAACUCAAAAUUAUAUGUUAAACUAUUUAAACUUCUGAGAUGUGAAAUAAAAUUUUUUUUUAUUUAAA